UCCUGGGUGGAGAUUAACUUUGCAUUGUCUUUCAUUUAUUUUAGAUGUCAGAGGGAAGAUUCUAGAGUUGCAUUCUAGGACCAUUUCCAAUAGCUGACAACCAAAGUAGAUGCUGUGUAAUGAAGGAACCACCUCAAGACUAUAAACUAAAGCCUCCCAGCCCUAACCUGACUGACACAGAUGAGGUGGUGACUGCAUAGAAACUGCCCCAGUCCUGGGUCCAUAAUGUACACACCAGUUGAGUUUUCAGAGGCUGAAUUUCCACAAGUUAAAUAUCAAAGAAGACAGCAAUUUUGGGACCCUAUACGUCUAGCUCUUUUUACAUUGGCAAUUGCAGCAAUCAUAGGAAUUGCAAUUGGUAUUGUUACUCAUUUUGUUGUUGAGGAUGAUAAGUCAUUCUAUUACCUUGCCUCUUUUAAAGUCACAAAUACAAAAUACAAAGAAAAUUAUGGAAUAAGAACCUCAAGAGAAUUUAUAGAAAGGAGUCAUCAGAUUGAGAGAAUGAUGUCUACGAUAUUUCGAUGGCCUUCUAGAGGGGGUCGGUUUAUCAAAUCUCAUGUUAUCAAAAUAAGUCCAGAUGAACAUGGUGUGAAUAUUUUUAUGGUGCUCAUAUUUCGAUAUCCAUCUACUCACAGUGUUGAGCAAAUCAAGAAAACAAUUGAAAGGAUUUUAUACCAAAGUCUGCAGACAAAAAGGUUGCCUUUGACUAUAAACAAAUCAUCAUUUACACUCACACAUAUUAACAGCAAAAACAUGAGGAAACUUCUCACCAACCGCUGUGGAAUAAGGCUGACAUCUUCAAAAAUGCCAUUACCAGCAAUCUCUUCUACUGAAAGGAUUGCCCAUGGAAGGGAAACAGCCAUGGAAGGGGAGUGGCCAUGGCAGGUCAGUCUCCAGCUCAGAGGGGUAGGCCAUCAGUGUGGUGCCACCCUCAUCAGCAGUACGUGGCUGCUCACAGCAGCUCACUGCUUCCGCAGAACUAAAGACCCAAGUCAAUGGAUUGCUAGUUUUGGUGCAACUCUAGCAAUGCCCUCCGUGCAGCGAAGUGUGGGGAAAAUAAUAGUUUAUGAAAAUUACCAUACAGAAACAAAUGAAAACGACAUUGCUUUGGUUCAGCUCACUAAGCGAGUGGAGUUUUCAGGCGCAGUGCAGAGAGUCUGCCUCCCAGAUUCAUCUCUGAAGCUGCCACCUAAUACAAGCGUGUUCGUCACGGGGUUUGGAUCCACCGUAAAUGAUGGACCUAUGCAAAAUAUACUUCGACAAGCCAGAGUGGAAACCAUAAGCAAUGAUGUGUGUAACAGAAAGGAUGUAUAUAAUGGUCUGAUAACUUCAGGAAUGUUAUGUGCUGGAUUCAUGGAAGGAAAAGUGGAUGCAUGUCAGGGUGAUUCUGGUGGACCUCUGGUUUACAGUGAUCAUGGCACUUGGUACCUUGUUGGUAUAGUAAGUUGGGGACGAUCAUGUGGUCUUCCCAAGAAACCUGGGGUCUACACAAGAGUGACUCGGUACCGAGACUGGAUUGCCUCAAAAACUGGCAUCUAGUGCCAACUGUCCUUGAAUUAUAUCCAUGGUACAUGGAGCUGAAAUGCUUGAGUACUGUGUACUAUUUAUAUUCAUGUGGUCUGGAUCAGUGCUUUUGCUGGGUGUCAAGAAAUCCUUCAGACUCUGACCAGUCUACUGUCAUGAGGUGGCCUUUGAGUGCAGGCGGCCAAGCUCUCUCUCUACUCUGAGGGAAGAAGACACAGCAGAUGGUAAAUAGCACCCACUCCUCACUCUCCAGGGAAACUGGGAUGCUUAUCAAUGAGAUGAAUAUUUAUCGACAGUUUACCCCAGUGGGAGACAGGGAACAUCAUUUUCCACCAGAAUAUGAAUUGCUGCCAGGGCUGACAAAAACUUACCUCAUGUAAUACCUGGAGCACCUGUGACUCUCCCAGCAAAACACCCAACACAGGUCCUAUCUGAGGACUCAGAGCAGCGACACUGUAGGACCUGUACGUGGACAUUCGGUGCCUGGAAAGGAGAAGCAUGGGACUUACAAUACAACUUGAACACCUGGUUUUAAACAAUAAUAAUACAGAGCAUUAUCACAAACAAGAGUUGCCAUUGAAAAGUUGUUUAAAUGUAUCUGAACUUGCUGUUAACAUUCUUAUGUACAUGGGCACUAGCUUCAGGAUGCAUGUUGCAUUGUUAAGAAACAUUUCUGAUUAAUUCUUUAACAUCACCUUACCAUCCAUACAGCACUUAGAGGCAGGCCAGAAAAGAAAAGAAAAGACUCUUGGGAACAUUUUUCCCUGUGUACAAGGCAAACAGAACUGAUGGGACUCAGGCUGGCAAAGUUGGUUUCAAACGAUUCGUAUCAGGACAGACACUCCAGAUUUUUUGGUGGAAUGAUCAAUCCAGUUAAUUAUUUAGAAACAUUUACAACAGCAUAUGGUAAUUGUUGCUUUUUUAAGUCUUUAGCUCUCUGAAAGUUCAGAUGUCUAUCAGAAUAUCAAGCUCAGAGAGUUGGUUUGUAUAAAGCACUUAGGAGAGUGUCUGGCAUACAUUAAUCACUAUAUAAAUGUUUCCUAGAAUAGAAAGGAAUGUUUCUGUGAGUUUUAAGAUAAAUUACCUUAAUUUGUCAAAUGAGUAAAUGACUUUGGGGUUGAAAUACAGUCCAAAAUUCAUUAAUGAAGAGCAUAGGCUUUGGAACCUGGCUGCCCCAGCUUGAAUGUUGGCUCUGCCAAGUAUGAGCUGUGUGUCCUUGCACAGUUUUCCUAACAUCUCUGUGCAUUAGUUUUUCCAUCUCUACAAUGGGAAUAAAUAUAGUAUCUACCUCAUAUCAUUGUGAUGAGGGUUAAAUGCCUUAAUAUAAGUAAAGCACUUGGAACUGUGUCUGCCCCCAUAGGCCUCAAUGGGGACUAACUAUUGUUAAUUAUUAUUAAGGUGCUUUGGACUCAAUAAAACAAUAUACCUUUUUAAACCUGUCCUUCCCUUAAAAUCAUGUAACUGAUUUAAGAAUUUACAUUACAUUGAUAAAAAUAAAGACUAGGUGAACUA
Messenger RNA from Manis javanica (Malayan pangolin), 3036 nucleotides. Its product is annotated as transmembrane serine protease 11F. Gene Ontology annotation, molecular function: serine-type endopeptidase activity. Gene Ontology annotation, cellular component: extracellular region; plasma membrane. Lineage: Eukaryota; Metazoa; Chordata; Mammalia; Pholidota; Manidae. Gene Ontology annotation, biological process: proteolysis. The record is from RefSeq and is a predicted model, not a curated record.